Molecule: messenger RNA, 673 nt
Organism: Cloeon dipterum
Lineage: Eukaryota; Metazoa; Arthropoda; Insecta; Ephemeroptera; Baetidae
Exons: 2
Coding region: 226-549 (107 amino acids)
Source: RefSeq, a predicted model, not a curated record
AUCGGCUGCAGCAUUAUUAUUAUUUUCCCCGCACUCGACGGUUGUACGCUCACCUGGCUGGAUGUGCUCCUUUAUUAGCACUGAUAACAUUUUUGCCCGACUGCCGCUAUUCUUCGGACCUUGGCUGCCAUUAUCUUUUCAAUGGACUAAUAUUGACUUGAUUGCCGGCGGACGCAGUCAAGACCCGUGUAGUUUCUCUCGCGGAGAACCGCUCCGGCGUCCACGAUGGACGGGUACCAAAGCGAGAGGCAGCCGCUGCUCGGCGGCCAAACCACCUUCCAGUACAUGCGCCCCAGAGCCAGGCGAAUGGUCAUCAGACGCAUGUGGUCCAGGGUAUUGCUCGAACUGCGUGGCGGCUACUCCAGGGUGAACCAACGUUAUCUGCGGAAGGUGAAUCGCCCGAAGGACUUUGCGCCCAUAGAACGGAAGGACAGCAUAUUGUGGGCGAAAAUGCUGGCACAGUGCAGCAGUCCGUACACCACGGAAAGCCAGUUCACUCACGACAUGGCCAUCAAAGCCAUCGAAUCCGGCGGCCUUGCCGUUUUCUAAAAAAGACUAUAUUAUACCCCUUAAAGUUCCUGACUCUUCGUUCAUAAUACUUUGAGACUCUCUGUACAUAUAAAAACUAGGUUAUAAGUUGACGACUGAUCUUUGUAUUUGUAUUAUCGACUCA